This is a messenger RNA of Mizuhopecten yessoensis (Yesso scallop), 1470 nucleotides long. RefSeq names its product sepiapterin reductase-like. The record is from RefSeq and is a predicted model, not a curated record. Gene Ontology annotation, molecular function: sepiapterin reductase (NADP+) activity. Gene Ontology annotation, biological process: tetrahydrobiopterin biosynthetic process. NCBI's taxonomy places the organism in Eukaryota, Metazoa, Mollusca, Bivalvia, Pectinida, Pectinidae. Bases 415 to 1227 code for a protein of 270 amino acids. The transcript has 3 exons.
CUUCCGUUCUCAACAGUAGUUAGGACAAUUUUGAUUUUCAACUUCUUGUGCUUGGGGAGGAUAGGAUCCCCCUUUUAGGAGUUACUGUUACUGUGCGGUUAUUCGACAUUAUGACCAAAGGUAGACUGGAAGCACGUGUCAAAUUGUUUUAUAUUUUUACAUUUUUAAAUGAAUAGUUAUUGUCGCAGAUCAAAUUAAACUAUCAAUGCAUAUAUAUAAUAAUAUGCGUAUUUAAUCUGAAUUGAACGACCUAAUCUAAAGUACAUGUAAGAACGUAGCAAGGACAAGGUUCAGAGUUGACUUUUUAUUUACCAUUGAAGAGAUAAAAGAACUCAUUACAUAAAUUAGAUACCGCGAGUCUGGAGGGGCGAUAGGAGCACUGUUAUUAGUCAGAGAGUGUAUGUGAGAAACAAGAUGGAAAAGCCGGGAAACCUCUUCCUUAAGAAAACCUUUGUAGUCAUUACCGGCGCCAGUAGAGGACUGGGGAGAUGUAUGGCACUACAGUUUGGUGCCAAGUUUCCAGCUACUUCGGUUCUAGUACUUAUGGCAAGGAAUGUGGAGGCUCUAGAAAGUGUCAAGUCGGAAGUGUUGUCGUUGGCUCCGAAUAUCAGCGUAUUGGUACGACAAUAUGACCAGGGACAUUCGGAAAAUAAGGAUUAUUUCAAAGAUAUAUUCAAUGAAAUCAUAGCAGAAAACAACUUUUCGCAAGCUGACUUUGAACAGUAUAUGAUCGUACACAAUUGUGCUACUAUCGGUGAUGUAACAAAAACAUCGUUGGAUCUUUCAGACUCCACGUUUGUCCGGAGGUACUUCGACAUCAACCUAACCGGGAUGAUCCUACUUAACACGAGUUUCUUUCAGACUUUCUCCGAUUCCACAAAAUCUCGUGUCGUCGUAAAUAUGACGUCAGCAGGUACCUCAACUCCUGUGCCGCCACUUCAGCUUUACUGUGCAGGUAAGGCUGCCCGUGACAUGUAUAUGCGUGUACUGGCCGUAGAGGAGCCCUCUCUGAGGAUACUGACGUUCGCCCCAGGUGCCUCAGACACAGACAUGAUGAGAGGACUAGAAAACAUGUGUCCUCUCAAGUCUAUGGUUGAAAUGCUGAAACAGUUUAGGAUUGACGGUACGACGACUCUCCCAGAUGUCCCAAUCUCUAAGCUUGUCCAGAUACUGGAGGAAAACAGAUUUGAAAAUGCUGUAUACGUAGAAAGUGACAAAAUAUUUUGAUUCUGCGUAUAGUGUCAACUGAAAAUUGUCUAUUUGAAAAUACUGCAUAACCGUCAUAAUGUCAUUCAAUUUCCAAUAAAUAUUCGGAGAUCUGUUCCAUAUGAAGUUAUUACGCAGUUACAGUUCUUCUUAGACUGAACAUCAGUAUUGGCUUGCUGCUUUUUAUAAAAGGAUUAAUAUUCCGUCUUUGCGUAUUGCAGAGUUAUCUUCUCUUGUGAACAGGUAUUGAUUGUUACGUCUUUG